AUGGGGUCAGACCAAAGAGCAGUUUACCCCUGUAUCUUCUCUGUAGUGGUGGUCAGUAACAGGAGCUUGGAGAAGGAGAAAAGGGAUGACAAUAAGAUAAAGAAACCAGAUGCCCCAGCACUUUGUGAUCUUCACUGUUGUAAGGAUGGGCCAAUAAGAAAUGGUCUUAUUGGGCAGAAGCCACCCUCAAUCAACCCUGAGAGACUGAAAGAUUUUGGCGAGGAGGAUUACCUGAAUGGGGAUGUGAAGACCUGGGAAAUGAAGAUCGUGAGCCGUAAUGAGGAGUUACUUAGAGAUGCCCUUUCACGCAUCCCUCAGUCAAGCAGUAGGACCAGCCUGUCAAGCAGUAACAAGCUGAUUCGAUUUGAAGAUAUUAGUGCAGCAGCUUUCAAAAUCCAGUGUGGUGUUCAGAAAACACCCUGCAUGUAUUCUAGGCUAUCCAAGCAGUAUGGCAUGGACAUCUACCUAAAGAAAGAGUUCCUCCAGUACACGGGAUCUGUGAAGGAACGAGGUGUUCUUUACCUUCUGACGUCAUUGCCUCAGGAUCAGCAAAGAAAGGGGGUGAUCGUGGCUUCGGACAGUAACUUUUCCAUGGCUGUGGCUUACCAUGCCUCAGAGCUCCGUAUUCCAGUGUUUGUCAUCAUGUCAACCAGCACGUCCCCGGCCAGAGUGAAAAUGUGCCGUGAGUACGGUGCCAUGGUUAUAUCGUAUGGCACUACAGCUAAGGAUUCCCAGACGCAUGCAAGGAGGUUGGCGCAGGAGAACGGUUACCUCUACCUCGAAGAGGAGGAUAGUGCUGUUUACCUGUCGGGCCUGGGAACCGUGGGGCUGGAGGUGUACGAGCAGGUGCCAAAGCUGGAUGCGGUGAUUUUCCCUGCAGGAGGCCACUGUGGCUUGCUGGCAGGGUCGGCUGCUGCACUCAAACACCUCAACCCACACGUUUCUGUAAUUGGGGUUGAAUCUGAAAGUUUUCCUGUGUUGCAACAGUCCUUAAAGGCUGGCCACCCAAUUGAAGACCAGGCUUGCAGCAAUCAUCACUUUUAUGGAGAUGUGAGCGGACUUUGCUUUGGCAGCAAUUCUUUGCAGCUGUCUGGGAAACUUGUGGAUAAAGUUGUUGCUGUGAGGGAGGAGGACAUCCUCAUUUCAAUGCUGAGAUUGCUGGAGUAUGAGCGAGCCACGGUUGAUGCGGAAGGGGCCAUUGGCCUUGCAGCGCUGGUUGCAGGAAAGCUGCCCGAGUUGAAGGGUAAAAGAGUGGCAGUUGUUAUAUGCAGUGGAAACUUGGAACUGCAUUUGCUGCAACAGUGCAUAGCUCGUGCCCUGUCCCUCGACUGCAGAGUGUGCAGGUUUUCCCUUGUGCUUUCUGACUGCCCUGGGGACAUUUCAAAGCUACUGGAGAUUUUGGCUCGGGAAGAAGCAAGAGUUUUGGAUAUCCAACAAGAACGCACGUUUGUGACAUCUGAGCUCUUCACUGUCGAGGUCACCUGCACUGUGGAGACCAGAGACAAGAUCCACACAGCCCAGAUGAGGAACGUGCUCCUGGAACGCUACCCCACAGCCUCCUGGACUGAGCGGUGAUGGGCACAGCACAAGGGAAAGGGCCAAGGUCCUCUGACAAGUAUUUUACUGAGCCCUAAUCUUGAGGCAUUCAGAACAAAUAUUCUCUUUCAAAGCUGAACACUUAGCAAAUAGUUUCAGGAUAUUUAUUUCCUGCUCAAAAUGUAGUGAAUGUCCUGGGGAAUAAAGUUAAACUCAAAACUUGAGCUUAGCUAAAGG
This is a messenger RNA of Eurypyga helias (sunbittern), 1773 nucleotides long. It is a transcript of the gene SRR, whose product is annotated as serine racemase. NCBI's taxonomy places the organism in Eukaryota, Metazoa, Chordata, Aves, Eurypygiformes, Eurypygidae. The record is from RefSeq and is a predicted model, not a curated record. The coding region runs from base 1 to 1575 and encodes 524 amino acids. Gene Ontology annotation, biological process: L-serine catabolic process; L-threonine catabolic process. The transcript has 11 exons. Gene Ontology annotation, molecular function: threonine deaminase activity; L-serine ammonia-lyase activity.